Elaeis guineensis (African oil palm) is the source of this 840-nucleotide messenger RNA. The record is from RefSeq and is a predicted model, not a curated record. Lineage: Eukaryota; Viridiplantae; Streptophyta; Magnoliopsida; Arecales; Arecaceae.
CCAAAGCCCCAUUCAAAGAGGCCCCUUAUGUCUAUAUAGCUUUGAGGCCUACCUCUUCCCUCAGAGAAGCAGAGGAAAGGAGGUAGAGGCAAGAGCAAGCAAUGGUUAGGAAAGGGAAUCCCAUCCUUGGGAGGGCAUGGGACCUCAUAGCCCUCUCCAUCUCUCCCAUGGCCAGGAUGAAGAAACCCCUCAGCCGAAAGCUCCUCCUCUUCAAAAGGUCUAAAAGAUUCAAGCUCCUCAAGCACUACAACUAUGCCUUCAUUGGAGAAUACGAGUACUCCCCUUCCAGCACACCUCUCUUUCGCCACCCUCGCAGUCCCUUGAAGAAGAAGAGCUGCUUCUUAUCUCUUCUCUGUGGUGGGGAUGGCACUGACACCAUUGGUGAAGGAGGCAUUGGAGAUGCAUGGGAGAUAUUGCCAGCAUGUGUUGAUGGAUCUGAUUCUAAACGGGAGCCAUCCGAACUCUCAGAAUCAGGGGAAGAGGAUGAUUCAUCAUCUGUUGAUGAGAAAGCAGAGAAGUUCAUAGAGAGGUUCUACCAGGAGAUGAGGAUUCAGAGGGAGGAGUCUAUGAUGCAGUACAUGGAGAUGCUUAGUAGGAGUUCUUAGAGUUUUGGCCAUUUUGGAUUUUUUCCCCUUUUCUUUUCACUACAUUUUGGUUCUUUUCCUUUUCUCUGCAGGUGGUUUUUUAGUAUGUUUGGCUGCAGAGAAGUUUCAGAUCUCUGUUUUCUGAGUUGUUUAAAUUGUUUUGCCUUUGUUUUUCUCUUAAUUGCGAGUGCUGAUUAGAUUGUGAAAUAUUGUAAGUAGAUGUGAGUAGACAGUGUUAUGCAUGCCCUUGAACUCA